AUGAUGGUACUGGGGAAGGUCGCAACUCCCAGCGCGUUAGGGGCGAGCAAGAGCGGGAAGCUGGUUGUGCCGAAGCCGGUUAACCUGCCGUCGCUGCGACGGGAGCACGCGGGCAACGAUCCGUCCGUCUCGCUUGUUCCCGCAAGCAGCACAGUCUCGGGAUGGCAGAGGCCCCCAGGAGGGAAGCCGCAAGGAGAAGGGACGUCUGCAGCUACUCCUUCACUAUCAGCAUCAGCAUCAGCAUCAGCAUCAGCGUCAGCAGCGGCAGCAGCAGCAGCAGCAGCAGCAGGAGUAUCAGCCGCAGUUCGUUCGUCAAGUGCGACACACGAGGCGCGACGGUGCGUCUCGCUCUCCCCUCCUCCUCAAGGUUUCGACUUCCCGCCGAUUUCAGCAGCAGCAGCAGCAGCGGCAGCAGCGGUGUCUGGAGCCGAGCCGAGUCGCGCCUCCUCGGCGCACCGACCUGGGGUGUACCAACCACCAGGCUCACGUGGCGGUAGCAGUGCCACGUCAGCCACCACAUCAACUGUUUCGGCAGUUGGCAACACCGGGGUUGUUUUACGCGGGGAGGAUUUUCCUUCGCUGGAUGAUGCGACAAAGAAGCCAGCAAGCAGUGUUUCCGCAAGCGUCGGGCGCGGUAAGGAGCAACAGGGCAAGAAGAAAACGAAGGCGCUAGAGGCUAAUAACGGGGAUGAGCUGGCCCGAUCGGCGCAGGAGCGCGGCGGAGGGGACGAGGCAGGCCGGGCGACGGAACGGUCCCAGGGUAACGAUGCGGCGACGAAACGGGUUACCAGUGGGCGAUGGGGUGACGAAGAGUCGGAUCACGAGCAGAACGAACGAGAUCCUUUGUCCGGAUCACAGCCUAACAAGGCGCCAGGGUUCAUUUCCAGAGACCAAGGCGGCGAGGCUUCUGGCGAUUCCGCUACUUUCGGUGCGGACAGGAUGGACAGACAUCCCCGUUAUAAGGAGAACGAGAGACCGAGCAGGCAUGGCGAUGGCAUGCUUCCGCCGAAUCGGUUCGGUCCGCCACCCGGGGGAGGCUUCCGCCGACCUUCCCCCCCGCGCAGAGCAUGGGCGGACGAUGAGCGGGACCUUGCGCCACCCCAACCCUAUCCGCCUCCUGGGGGAAGACUGCCUUUUCCGCACAGAUUCGACGGUCCGAGGGGUCAAUUCGACGGUUAUGGUCCCCCCAUGGGUGGAGACCCGGGGGGGUUUCAUGCUAACGGAUGGGAUUCUAGAGAGGGCUUCCGCGAUUAUGGGCCGAGAAAUGGCGCCAGGGAGUGGCACGGGGAUCCGAGGCAUAACGAGGCGGGCAUGUGGCGGAGGGAGGACGCGCGCGGAUGGGCGGAACGGCCUCCCGCUGGGAGAGGCGGAAGAGGGCCGGGACCAGGCCCCCCAGGACCCCCAGGCCCCCCGGGUCCGCCGGGUCCGCCAGGCCCCCCGCCCCACCCAGGCCUCCCAGGUCCCCCGGGUCCCCCAGAUCCCCGAGGCCCCCCGGGACAAGCGGGACGGCCAGGGCCGUUAGGUCCGCCGGGGCCGCCGGGACUGCUAGGGGCGCCGGGGUCAGGAGCAGCAGGGGGGCCGCCAGGGCCGCCUUUCCCGGGUGAGUAUGAGCGGUACGGGCCCAUGGGGGAUGGGGGGAGAGGAAGAGGGGGUAGUGGUGGUGGAUAUGGUCCGAGGGGGGAAUUUGCCAGGGGUUUCGGGCCAGGCCAGGCUUUUGGCCCCGGUCAGGGUUUUGGGCCCGGUCAGGGGUUUGGACCUGGUCAGGGUUUUGGGCCGGGUCAGGGUUUCAGGCCGAACAGGGAAGGUGGAGGGAGGGGCAUGGGCCCGGAAGUUUUUGCCCAUGGGCCGAGAAUGGAAUUGCAGUCCUUGCCACGUGUAGGAGUUGAACCUCCGCCUAGCCUUGGGCUUGGGCCGCUGGGGCUGCUGAGGCGGAAGAAACUGGAGGGCGAGGGUGGGAGGUCGGAGUUUCGGGACUUGGAACGAGAGAGGUUUGAAGAGGAGCUCGAGAGGUUGCAGUCGCAGAAGGAUAAGGAGAAGGUGAGGAAGGAGGAGGAGGAGCAGCGGGCGGCGGAGGUGGCGAGGCAGCAGCAGGAGGAGGCGGUGAGGAGGGGAAGAGAGGAGGAGGAGAGGAGGCGGAGGGUGGAGGAAGGGGAGAGGGAGGCGGCGAGGAGGGCUAAGGUGGAGGAGGAGGAGGCGGUGAGACGGGUGGAGGAGGAGAGGAGGCGAGUGCAGGAGGAGAGGCGGAAGAUUCAGGAGGAGGAGGAGAGGAGGAAGGAGAAUGCGAGGAGGAAGUUGGUUGAGUUGGAAGAGAGGAUUGCGAGGAGGAAGGCUGAGGAGGAGGAGAGGAAGAGGAGGGAGGAGGGGAAAGAGGAGGAGGAGGGGAAAGAGGGGAAGGAGCGUAAGGGAGCAGAGGAGCGGUGUGGGGUGGUGACCGGUGCUGGGCUGGAGCAGCAGGGUGGGGCCUCGGUGAGUGUGGCAGAGUUGAGUCUUGAGGAAAAGGGUGCGGUGCUUGGGGAGGGGCGAGAACACGAGGGGCAGGGACAGGGGCAGGAGCAGGGGCAGGGUCAGGGGCAGGGGCAGGGGCAGAGGCAGGGGCAGCAUAAGCAGAAAGGAAAAGUCGCACCAGAAUGCUCUCAAGAAGAAGAAGGAGCUGCAAUUGGGGCUAAACCUGUUGGUGGUGAUGGCGGCAGCAUCCAGGAAAAUUCUGAGUCGACUCAAGAGGUUGCAGCUGCUGGUCCUGAGGGGGAGAGCCGUCAAGAGAUUGCAGAUAAGGACGAGAAGAAUGGAACCGUUGAUUACGUGGCAAAUGGUGACACGUGGGAAGAUGGCGAGGGGGUUUGUGGUGAGCAGAAAGCGAUAGGGCGCGAAGUGGGAGGGGUGGGUGGGGAGAGGUUGCAAGAGGAAAUGAAGGAGGUCGGGGGAGAGGGAGGAAGAGGGGUUGAGGGAGUGGGAGAAGGAGUAGGAGAGGGAGGGGGAACGGACGACUCUCAGCUUAACCUUCAGGAGUUGCACAAAGCGCAGCAGCAGGUGCAGCAGAAGGAGCAGCAGGAGCUGCAGCAGCAGCAGCAGCAGCAGCAGCAGCAGGAGCGGCAGGAGCAGCAGAAGCAGCAGGUGGGGCCUUUGGCUGGGUCCGCCGCUGUCCCACCGCUCUAUCAUGCGAGUGCGGAUGCGAGGCAGAAAGGAAUGGGCGAGAGGCAGCAAGACGCGAGUCAGCAAGGCAACCACGCAAGCACUCAGCGUUUCUUUGACCCGGGUGGUGAUGCUCAUAUGAAAGGUGAAGGCUCAGACCGGGCCGGGUUUGGGUUUUCGCCGUGGAAUCAGCAUCAGCUGCAGCAGUACCAGCAGCAGCAGCAGCAGCAGCAGCAGCAGCAGCAGCAGCAGCAGCAGCAGCAGCAGCAGCAGCAGGUGCAGGGGAUUUCGUUUCCUGCGUACGGAUUUCCUGGCCCAGGCCCUAUCUUGCGCUCCCAUCAGUUCGCCCCACCUUAUCCUCACUUCCCUGCAAUGCAGCAGCAGCAUGUGCACCCCCACCCCUUCCACCAGCCUUUCCCGGGGCAGCAGCAGCAACAACAGCAACAGCAGCAGCAGCAACAGCAACAGCAGCAACAGCACCAGCAGCACCAGCAGCAGCAGCACCAGCAGCAGCAGCAGCAACAGCAACAGCAGCAACAGCACCAGCAGCACCAGCAGCAGCAGCACCAGCAGCAGCAGCAGCAGCAGCCACCGUUGCUGCACCGGCCGCCUGGGCUUGCUCCUGGGUUUCUCGCGCAUGGGAAUGCUGGCCGCGGCUUUGCCUCGUUCUCUGACAAUGCCCCAGCAGUGGGAGCAGUGGGAGCAGUGGGAGCAGUGGGGCAAAUGGGGGCAGGUUCAGUGGGUACUGUGAACUCAGUUUCAGGCGGAGGAGCAGCAGGGGGUGGGGCAGGAGGAAGAGGAGCAGGCGGAGGAGGAAGGGAAAGUGGUGGUGUGGCAGCGGGCAGGGCGGGGCACCAAAGGAAGGACGAGUUUGGAGGGAGAGAAAUUGGUGGUGGGAGAGAGGCGGGCAGUGGGAAAGAGGCGGGCAGUCAGGGACAAAAGCGGUUUACAGAGAUGGGUAAUGGUGGUGGGGUGGUGGGGAGAGACAGUCAAUGGGGAGAGUCUGGGUCCGGGCAGUAUCUGGAAUGGAGACGGAUCGGACCUGAACCUGCUCCAGGUAUGUUUCUCGGGCAGGCUCGGCAGCCCGGAGCAGAGCAGUGGCAGGGGCGGGCUGGUUUCGGGCAGGAGGAAAUUUCUGGUGGAUCGGGACGGGCGGACGGGCGAAAUUGGGCGAAUCAACUGAAUGGAGUAGGAGGGGGGGAUGGGCAUGAGAGGAGAGGAGAGAUGGGGCAGCAGAUAUGCAAUUUAGGGUUGCAGGUGGGGAAGGGAGAGGGAGAAGGGCGGGCAGAGGGGAGGGAGAGGGGUGUGAUGGGAGGGAUGGGUGUGGAGCAUGAUUCGGAAAUGAGUGAAUCUGAAAGUCUUCCUGCUGAUGUGGUGAAUGAGUUGGGGGCGCUGCUGUCAGAUCGAGACGAGGGUAUGUCUGAUAGAGAGGAGGGGCUGGUGGGAAUGGGUGAUCAUGAGCGGGAGGUGAUUGGUGGAGAAGAGAAGGAGAGGGUGGGGGGAAACGAAGGGCUGGAUUCUGUUAAAAAAGAGGGAGGGGUGGGUGAUAAGGGAAUUGUGGGUGGUAAGGGAGGGGUGGAGGCGGAGGGGAAGCAGCUUUCGGGUGGAGAGACGGCAAGAGCUUUUGAAGAGAAUGGGAACGGGACUGCCCCUGCUGCUGCAUCUGCUGCUAGUGCUGCUUCCAAGCCGUCUCUCCCGUCCCUAAUGCGUUCCUCUGGAGCUCCCUUUGUCAUCCAAAUCGGUUCUGUGCCUCUCACUGUUGGCGGGCCUGCCCAGCUGCCCGGGCAGAGUGAAAUUUCUGGAGCGUGCCCUGUGCCAAUGUUUCAGUUCGGGCAGAUUGGGGUGCCGGCGUCAGUGUCACCUCCUCUGCAGGCUGGUGCUCGACCCAUUGGCAGUGGUAGGGGGGCAAGGGGAGGAAGGGGAGUGAGGGGUGGUCAUGCAGGGGGGCAGGUUGGGCAGGCACAAGGGCAGGGACAAGGACAGGUGCAAGCAACCCCAUCACAUGGCCGUGGGAAAGGCAGGGAUGGGUUUACCACCACCCCUUUGGUUCCUGGUAUGACUGCUCGACCUGGACUUGCAGCCUCGGCUGUUGGUGCGGUAAAUGGUCCGGUAACAGGUUCGGCUGUAGCUCCGGCGGCUGGUUCGGCAGCAGGAACGACUCCUGCUUGGUUCGUUGCUCAGGGCGUGAGGGUUCAGGAGGGGAGGGCUGGACAGUAUCUGGAGGUGCAAGGAGCAGGGUAUUCUGAGAUUAGAGGGAGUGAUGGUGUGGUGGUGAGGACGAGGAUUGGAGGGAGGGGAGGAGGCGGGGAUAGGAGGAGGGGUGGCGGAAGGGGGAGAGGGGGAGAUGUGGUGGGAAGGCAGGUGGGGGAGAGAGGAGGGAAGGGAGGGGAGAGUGGGGGGAAGAGAGAGGAGGUGGGUGUGAGAGUCCAGGGUGUGACCGUACUGCAGGGUGAUAGUAAGGGAGUGGGUGGGGCCUGUGAUGAAGCUCAGGUGAAGCAGGCAGCUGUAGCUGAAACUCCUGGGUCCUCACCUGGGCGGUCUGCUGGGGGAACAAAGCCUCUGGCAGGUGCUGAGAGUGACGUGGCUUCAGGUGCUUCUUCAGGUGUUUUUUCAGGUGGUUCAGACAGUGGAGUGUCUGAGGUGGAAGGGGCGUAUGAGAGUGCGGAGGGGUCUGAAGGGGAGGAGGAGAGUGGGGAGCACGAGGCCAGGAGGACAGAAGAGAAGGAGCAGCAAGAGAAGGAGCUGAAACAGGAAGGAAAGGAGGUAAAAGGGGCGGCGGAUGGGGCGAGGGAGGGGGAGGGGGAGGGGAAGGGAACUGCAGAGUUGCAGGUUGGUUCAGAGGGGAAAGCUCCAAAAGGUAGUGCGAGUGGGGAUGGGAGUCAGCACUCACAGCCCAAUGCUCGUGAGGGAGAAAAGCAGCAGCAGCAGCAGCAGCAGCAGCAGCAGCAGCAGUCGAAGCGAGCAGUGAGCAUUCGUCGGCCUUUCUCCAUGUUCCCAACCGCCUUCCUCUCCUCCCUAGGGUUCCUCUCUGGCGCCUCCUCCUCCGCCUCCUCCCCUUCCUCCACCUCGCCUCCAGCAGGGAAAACCCCCUCUGAAGCACCAUCGGAAGCUCUAUCCCAAGGGGCAGGUAAUGCAUCAGUGCGGGCAGCAGACGGAUCAGAAGGACCAGAAGAAACAGCAGGGCCGUCGGUGGGGGAUAAGUCACAGGCAGCCUCCAGUGCAGCAACAGCUGAUGAUUCCGGUGCUUCACCUGCUGCUGCUGCUGGUCUGGGUGUGGAUGUGUCCGCCUCAGCAACUGUAGCAGCAGUAGCAGGAGAAGAAGACACAGCAGCUGCAGCAGUGAAAGACGCGUCUAAGAAGGCUGCAGCGGGUGGUUCUGCUCCAGCUGCUACAGCAGGAGGUUCCCUAGUGGAACCACGCGCAGGGUCUAGGGGCAGAGAGAGAAAGGGGAAGAAUUCGGGUGUGGGCAGGGAAGGGGCGGGAAAAGGGUUGACUGGGCAGCAGGGCAGCAAGCAGCGGGCAGGCGUGAGGGCAGCGGCCCCUGAAUCUGGCGCUGGUGCUGGCGACAGCAAGAGCAGUGGAAGCAAGGAGGAGAGAAGAGAGGGGGGGCAUGGGCAUACGAAGCUUGACUGGCUAGUUUCGAGGCUGGAGAGUUUGGGGGAUUCCGAGUUCGGGCAGGUGGGUCAGCCCAUGCAAGCAGGCAUUUCCCUGUCAAAUUCCGGGCAGGUUGGAGGAACGGGGCAGGAAGGAUUGGGGCACGUAGGUAUGGGGCAGGUAGGAGUGGGGCAGGCGGGUAUGGGUUUUCCUAUGUCACAGUAUGGCCAAGGGGUAUAUAAUGUGUCACAACAGCAGCCCUCACAGCAGCAGCCCUUACAACAGCAGUCCAUGCCUUACCACUGGCCACACCUUCCCCAGUUUCCACCUCCCCCCAUGGGCCCUGCAUUGCCUUCCCCCCCCAUCGGUCCCUCCCUCCUCCCAUUCCCUCCUCCUGCUCUUUUCUCCUCUCAACACCUUCAACCCCAACCCACUCAACAGUCUUUCGCAGCAGCGCCGCCCCUGCUUUCCCAUACCAGCGCCCCAGCUUCGGCUACGUCACAUGCCGAAGCAGCCGGUGGUAUGGCAGGCUCCCAAGCCUUGAAGCUAGGCUUGGAGGGUGGUAGCAGGGGUGGAGGUGAGAAAGACGGGGGAGGAAGCUGGGUAGAAGGAAGCGGGAAGGAAGGGCAACAUCAGACUGGGGUGGUGGUGCAAGGGAGCAUGGCAGGAGCAGCAGCACAGACAAUGGCACAGUCAGCAGGAGUGGGGAUGGUAGGAGCGGGUGGUUUGCCCGUUUCCCUUCCCAAUGUCUACCUUUCACAGCUUGGGCCUGUACCUGUAGGAAUGGCAGGAGGUAUGGCAGGAGGAGUGGCAGCCUCACAGCGGUAUGGAAAUAGGCCCAUCAUCAGGCAGCACGAAUUCGCCGCUCAGCCACAGGAGGGCGCGAAGAGCCACGUGCGGCGGGACCUGCUGCUGCAGAUUCAGGCGGCCGUGCAGAAGCAGUGGGAGGAGGAGAAGGUAUUCGAGGCCACGGCCAAGGAGGGAGCAGUUGCUGGGUCCGGCCCUCGUGAUGACCGCUUCUUUGGCAACUUCCCCUACCCCUACAUGAACGGGCUGCUGCAUUUGGGUCACGCGUUCACUCUUUCUAAGGUGGAGUUCGCAGCAUCGUACCACCGGCUGAGGGGAGCUAAUGUGUUGUUCCCCUUCGGCUUCCACUGCACUGGCAUGCCCAUCAAGGCGUGCGCAGACAAGCUAGCGCGUGAGAUGGACACAUACGGGUAUCCACCCCAGUUCCCCAGCGAGGAGGAAGCGGCGGCUCUGGAGGCACUCUCCAUUGCGGAGGGCAGUGCUGCUGCAGAGGGGGGGGAUGGGGCGGCCACGGACGGGGCUAAGGGGGAGGAGCAGAAGGCCCCUGGGCAGUUCAAGGGGAAGAAGUCCAAGGCGGCUGCCAAGACAGGGACGGCCAAGUACCAGUGGGAGAUCAUGCGGUCUAUGGGCAUGUCAGACGAGGAGAUCAAGCCCUUCAAAGACCCUGCACACUGGCUCACCUACUUUCCCCCUAUCGCUGUGGACGAUCUCAAAGCCUUUGGGCUGGGUGUGGACUGGCGGCGCUCCUUCAUCACCACGGACAUGAACCCCUACUAUGACUCCUUUGCUCGCUGGCACCUGCAGUCGCUCUAUAACAAGGGCAAGGUGGUGAAGGACCGCCGCUACACCAUCUUCUCGCCGCUGGACGGGCAGCCCUGUGCCGACCAUGACAGGGCGUCAGGGGAGGGCGUGCUGCCUCAGGAGUACACACUCAUCAAGAUGCAAGUUGUGCCGCCGCUCACAGGCAAGCUCGAGGCUCUUGCGGGCAGAAAUAUUUUUCUCGCCGCUGCCACGCUGCGCCCGGAGACCAUGUAUGGGCAGACAAACGCUUGGGUGCUGCCAGAUGGGCAGUAUGGCGCGUUUGAAGUGAACGAAGCGGGAGACGUGUUUGUGGUAACCAAGCGAUCGGCUCUGAACCUCUCCUACCAGUUCCACUCCAAGGAGUUUGGCAAGCCGAACUGCCUGCUGGAGCUGACGGGGCACGACCUGAUUGGCCUGCCUCUCAAGGCGCCUCUGACGCCCAACCCGGUCAUCUACGCCCUGCCCAUGCUCACCAUUCUCACGGACAAAGGCACGGGAGUGGUGACGAGUGUGCCCAGCGAUGCACCGGACGACUACAUGGCACUGCAGGACCUCAAGAGCAAGCCUGGACCUCAAGAGCAAGCCUGGUGA
Molecule: messenger RNA, 8922 nt
Organism: Closterium sp. Naga37s-1
Lineage: Eukaryota; Viridiplantae; Streptophyta; Zygnematophyceae; Desmidiales; Closteriaceae
Source: the annotation of a GenBank genome assembly